Molecule: messenger RNA, 2054 nt
Organism: Oreochromis niloticus (Nile tilapia)
Lineage: Eukaryota; Metazoa; Chordata; Actinopteri; Cichliformes; Cichlidae
Gene: osgep
Product: O-sialoglycoprotein endopeptidase
Exons: 12
Coding region: 168-1175 (335 amino acids)
Biological process (GO): tRNA threonylcarbamoyladenosine modification
Cellular component (GO): cytoplasm; EKC/KEOPS complex
Source: RefSeq, a predicted model, not a curated record
AAAAUGUGUACCUCCCAGUGUUUGGGUCCUCUGGGCUUCGUUAUGGAGGAGUUGAGCUACAGAAAUUAGCCCAGUCAAUUAAGUUUACGUGCGUAAAAGUUAAAGUGAUAUGAAUUAAGAUCAAUGUGACCUACAGAAGGAAAUUAAAAAAAAUUUUUUCUGCAGCCAUGACUGUAGUGAUUGGAUUUGAGGGCAGUGCCAAUAAGAUCGGCAUAGGCAUAAUCAGGGAUGGGGAAGUGCUUUCCAACCCCAGACGGACUUACAUUACACCUCCGGGUCAAGGGUUCCUGCCAAGUGACACAGCCAGACACCACCGUGCUUUCAUACUAACCGUCCUGAAGGAGGCGCUGGAGCAAGCGGGGCUAAAACCUGCAGACAUCGACUGUGUGGCAUACACCAAAGGUCCUGGUAUGGGUGCACCCUUGGUGACGGUGGCUCUAGUGGCACGCACAGUUGCACAGCUUUGGGGAAAGCCGCUGCUCGGUGUGAACCACUGUAUCGGACACAUAGAGAUGGGACGACUUAUCACCAAAGCCAACAACCCCACCGUGCUUUAUGUUAGCGGGGGCAAUACACAGGUUAUUGCAUACUCAGAGCGGCGGUACCGAAUAUUUGGGGAGACCAUCGACAUUGCAGUCGGCAACUGUUUAGACAGGUUUGCCAGAGUUAUUAAGAUUUCCAAUGAUCCAAGUCCAGGCUACAACAUAGAGCAGAUGGCCAAAAAAGGGAGUCAGUAUGUGGAGCUGCCAUAUACAGUAAAGGGCAUGGAUGUGUCCUUUUCUGGCAUUUUGUCCUACAUUGAAGAUGCUGCUCAUAAGAUGCUGAGCUCUGGUCAGUGUACAGCAGAAGACCUGUGUUUCUCACUUCAGGAGACAUUGUUCUCCAUGCUGGUGGAGAUCACAGAAAGGGCUAUGGCUCACUGUGGCUCCCAGGAAGUGCUGAUUGUCGGUGGCGUUGGCUGUAACCUGCGUCUGCAGGAGAUGAUGGGAGUGAUGUGUAAGGAGAGAGGAGCAAAGCUGUUUGCCACAGAUGAAAGAUUUUGCAUUGACAACGGAGCGAUGAUUGCUCAGGCCGGCUGGGAGAUGUUUCGGUCUGGUCAGGUGACAGAGCUAGAAGACUCAUGGAUCACACAAAGGUAUAGAACAGAUGAGGUGGAGGUGACAUGGAGAGACUGACUGCAGCACCAUCAUUUUGUGGUCUGUUGUGACACAUUUGGCGUGGUACACCAGGCUCGAAAGUAACAUGGCAGCUCCACAGAUGAAUACUUUUCUGUACAUCCAAAACCUGAUCUCAUCCAUUUGCACCACAUGGUUGAAAAACUAUUUAAACACAUCCAAGAGACACACUGCUGUAACAUGGUCCUUCAUGAAAAAUGUCUCAAAUGCUCAGACUGUAAAUUAGUUUAGUUCCUGAGCUAUGCUACAUAGCUUCACUGGUUAAGGCCUUUUUACAUGCCAACAAAAAAAUGCAGACUAUUAACCAGGAAGACUGCAAGUUUCCAUUUUGAAGGGUUUAUCCAGACAGAUCAUUGAUAUCAAAGGAGCUGGUUUCAUAUUUUUAGUGCCUGACUAACAUUUAAACAGCUCACACACAGAGCUCGGUGUUGGAUUGUAUGAAGGAGUAGCUUUGUAUUACCAAAAAUGUUACUUUUCUUAAAAUUCCCACCUUUAUAACUUUAGGUUCUGGAGACGUACCCGCUGAGCCCCCCUCCCAGAACUUGCUCGUAUAAUUUCUUGCACGUUUGCAUGUGCUCUUAUGUAGUUACAACAGAAAGUUUUUCAUGAAAUUAGUGAGAUUUUCAACCCUGUCAGGCUGCCAGCAGUAAAUGACAAUUUGUGUUGAAAUAAAGAUGAUUAAGCGAUCCACUCAAGUUUACUCAUUUUUAUUAAGCAAUACUGUUCUCUUACAUUCUUCCUCCUUCUCCAGUGUAAUUUUUAUUUAAUAAAUUCUUUUCAAAAAUCAACAUACUGAACAUGGUGACAUCCCUUAUGGAUUCAUAAGUAACAUUCACCCAAUUGGGACCAAAUGAAAACAAAAGGAACACAGCAUUAAUA